Molecule: messenger RNA, 865 nt
Organism: Suillus subaureus
Lineage: Eukaryota; Fungi; Basidiomycota; Agaricomycetes; Boletales; Suillaceae
Exons: 4
Coding region: 53-463 (136 amino acids)
Source: RefSeq, a predicted model, not a curated record
AUUCACUUGCAACAUCACAAAUCCGUUGUUUUGUUCCGACGUACUCCGAACAAUGUCAGAUCGUUCCCAGCUACAGCGGGAAGUUGAUGCAGCAUAUACCAUACAAACGAGGGCCGCGACGAAGGGAGCAGCCCGAGCAGGAGCUUUCGGUGUUGGGGUCGUCACGUUUGCCCAUUAUGCGUGGCCACUCUUCCGACGACAAACACUCCCAUUCAAAGCAUUCCUGGUGUCCGGAUUCACCAUGGCUGGUCUGGUGAUUGGGGCAGAUAAUGCCCUUUUAACUCACGAGGCAGAAAGGCGGCAGGCUGAGCAUGCUAUUCGUCGUGAAGCCAGGAUGGACCUUGCUCGCCGAGGGCUCAUCGGCACAGAAACUGAAAUUGCCAAGUGGCGAGCAGAAAGGACUCGACAGAUGGAAGAACAAGCAAACAACGGAAAUCUUCGUGACAGCUCUCAGGCUAAUUGAGAGUUCGAAUGGGAAUGAUCAUCAAUACGAGAUGUAGAGGAAGCGCGUUUGAAGGUACUACAACGGUUUACGACGCGUGACGGAGACUUUCCGGACUUGCUUGGAGUGGGAUAACAUUGAGUGUGAUUCUGCUAUCGAAUACGAGGGUGGCUGGACUACAUGCAUUUGUGGGCGGCUCGAUGGGCAAACUGAGAAUUCGCGAAGGAAGGCGAACGAAAACAAAGGCAUGAAGCCUGUAGGGAUAGUGAAGAUGUGAACCUGAAGCUGAGGUGACGAUCUAAGGGUUCUGAAGUUUGGUAUUAAUUAGUGAGAGGACUGAAACAAUUGACGUUGAGCAAGAAUAAUAUAUAUAUAUAUCCGAUGAAUAUGCAUGCAGCAGGGCGCAGAGGAAUGAGGAUCCCU